This is a messenger RNA of Trichoderma asperellum CBS 433.97, 2403 nucleotides long. RefSeq lists its product as uncharacterized. Gene Ontology annotation, cellular component: plasma membrane. Lineage: Eukaryota; Fungi; Ascomycota; Sordariomycetes; Hypocreales; Hypocreaceae. Gene Ontology annotation, molecular function: secondary active sulfate transmembrane transporter activity. The record is from RefSeq and is a predicted model, not a curated record. Gene Ontology annotation, biological process: transmembrane transport.
AUGGCUUCCUUUGCGACUGCAACAAAAGAGCGCCUCGCCAAGGCCGUUGGCUUCGACACGGAAGAUCGUGACAGCGAUGUCCCAUCAAUAUCCAACGCCGACCCGUUCCUCGAGCGGGAGCCCACCGUGGCCGAGUUUCUCGAGGAGAUUCGGCCUUCACUGCAUGAUAUCGGAAUGUACUUUUACAACCUGUUUCCCUUUAUCCACUGGAUCGGCAAGUACAACUUGACAUGGUUCAUUGGUGACUUGAUUGCUGGUAUGACUGUUGGUGCUGUUGUUGUGCCCCAGAGCAUGGCGUACGCGCAACUAGCUCAACUGCCCGUCGAAUAUGGCUUAUACUCUUCUUUCAUGGGCGUCUUGAUCUACUGGUUCUUUGCCACUUCCAAGGACAUCACCAUCGGCCCUGUUGCCGUCAUGUCCCAAGUCACCGGCGAUGUCGUUCUCAAAGCCGCAACCAGACUCCCCGAUGUCCCUGGCCACGUUAUUGCUUCCGCCUUGGCCGUAAUCGCAGGCGCCAUCAUCUGCUUCAUCGGUCUUGCACGUCUAGGCUGGCUCGUCGAGUUCAUCCCCCUGCCGUCCAUCUGCUCGUUCAUGACGGGCUCUGCCAUCAACAUCAUCUCUGGCCAGGUCCCUAAGCUUAUGGGCAUCAAGGGCGUGAACACGCGAGUCGCGCCGUAUUUGGUGAUCAUCAACACGCUCAAGGGAUUGCCGACAACGACCAUUGAUGCCGCCCUAGGACUGACUGCGCUCCUGAUGCUGUAUCUCAUCAGAGGCUUUUGCACGUACAUGGCCAAGAAGCAGCCUCACAAGGCCAAGAUGUACUUUUUCAUCUCGACCCUUCGAACAGCCUUUGUGAUCCUUUUGUAUACGGGUAUCAGCGCGGGCAUGGUUCUGCACCACAAGGCGAAACCCCCAAUCAGCGUCCUUGGCAAGGUGCCUCGAGGCUUCCAGCACACAGGCGCUCCCGAAAUCAACACGACCAUUAUCAAGGCCUUUGCGCCUGAGCUUCCCGCAGCCGUCAUCGUCAUGCUGAUUGAGCACAUUUCCAUCUCCAAGUCGUUUGGCCGAGUCAACAACUACAUCAUCGACCCGUCCCAGGAACUUGUUGCCAUUGGCGUCACCAACCUGCUGGGUCCCUUUUUGGGCGCGUAUCCCGCGACUGGAUCCUUCUCUCGUACUGCUAUCAAGGCCAAGGCCGGCGUCCGCACGCCUUUUGCUGGUGUCAUCACCGCCAUCGUCGUGCUUCUGGCUCUCUAUGCGCUGACGGCCCUCUUCUUCUACAUUCCCAACGCCGCACUUGCUGCCGUUAUUAUCCACGCUGUGGGCGACGUCAUCACUCCGCUCAGAGUUGUCUUCCAGUUCUGGCGCGUGUCACCCAUCGAGGUUAUCAUCUUCUUGGCCGGUGUCUUGGUGACUGUGUUUGCUACAAUUGAAGAUGGCAUCUACACCACCAUUUGCAUGUCCUUUGCGGUGGUCAUCUUCCGCCUCUUCCUCAGCCGUGGCCGCUUCCUGGGAGUUGCCCGCGUACGCACUGUUAAGGCGACGGAGGCGGUAAACAAGGGCGGCGACCAAGAAGCUCUUGUUGAUUCCUCAGAGUACUCGCAGCGAGCUGGCUUCCUGCCUCUGGGCCACGAGGACGGCUCCAACCCGAGAGUUGUUGUGUCGAGCCCGUAUCCCGGCAUCUUCAUCUACCGCUUUGCUGAGGGCUUCAACUAUCCCAAUGCCACCCGGUACCUCAACCACCUGACGGAGACUAUCUUUAAGGAGACUCGGCGGACAGACGUCAAGACAAUUGCCAAGCUUGGGGACCGGCCAUGGAAUGACCCAACUCCUAGACACCAAAAGGAAAAUGAGCACGAUACCCGGCCAACACUCAAGGCCGUCAUCCUCGACUUCUCCACCGUCAACAUCGUCGACGUGACGGCGGCCCAGGCCUUGAUCGACGUCCGCAACCAGCUCGACCGCUACGCAGCCCCCCAGACCGUCGACUGGCACUUUGCCCACAUCGAGAACCGCUGGACGAAGCGAGCCCUCUGCGCCGCCGGCUUCGGCUACCGAACCCCCCGCCACAACGCGGACGACGGCGAGGGCGCGGGCCACUGGAAGACCAUCUUCAGCAUUGCCGAUCUGGGCGGCUCGGACAGCGCGGCGGCGGCGGCAGCGGCGGAGGAGAAGGGCGGCCGGGCGCUGCAGUACGACGUGGAGCGAACAAACUCGGAUGACAUAUCAAAGGCGUCUGAUAAAGACGUGCCGUCGCACCCCAGCAGCCGUCGCCUGGUGGCCAUCAAGGGCCUCAACAGGCCGUACUUUCACUUUGACCUGCAAGAAGCGGUUGAGUCUGCAAUUGCGAAUGCGGAGAGACACAAUGAGAGCCGCCGUGAAACUGAUGACACUGAUGAAUAA